Messenger RNA from Onthophagus taurus, 2158 nucleotides. Its product is annotated as limbic system-associated membrane protein. Lineage: Eukaryota; Metazoa; Arthropoda; Insecta; Coleoptera; Scarabaeidae. Gene Ontology annotation, biological process: synapse organization. Gene Ontology annotation, cellular component: neuron projection membrane. The record is from RefSeq and is a predicted model, not a curated record.
CGAGAUGUUCAGUCGAUGCCUGCGCGUUUUAAAGAACGCGACGUGACGCGAUAACGAGGUAAUUUUGAAAAUCGGAAAACUCGCGCGCUGAAAAUUUCGGCGAGGAGUACCCAGGAACAUUACUGUGCCAAAUUGGGGAGCGAAACGGUUAUUGUCAGGGAAUACAUUUUAUCGCAGCCUUGUGGAUGGACUGAAAAAAAGUUUUGUGGGAAAGUUGUGAACAAGUUUAUUUUUUCGAAGAGUGUCCUUUGAAAAGCUCCCCAACUUUCCAAAGACGAUAAAGCAGAGAUACUCAAAACGAUGCGCCCGCAGGAGCUGCCCGCGCGAAAAUAGGAAGGCCGAUUAGGGACCGAAAGAUGGCCGUCCUUCUGAAGAGAGCGUUGCAAUUGAAUCUCGCCCUGGCCGUCGCAGUUGUUGCGCUGUUAGCCGGCAAUGGCAACUCUACAAUCCCCGCGGAAUCGGCUAUGUUCGAAGCGGCAGUGGGGAACUCUUCGUCUACUUUGGAGACGACUUUUCAAUCUUCCGAUCCGACCGAAUCCUCUAGUAACCCUUUUACGAAGGCGGAGACUACAACCGAAGUGGUUCGUCACAGCGUGGCUCGCGGCUUCCCUAUGCCACACUACCACCAGGACUCCAGGUGGGGUCCAUUUUUCGAGGAGGGUCAGGAUCCCCACAACAUUACCGCUAGGGUUGGAUCCACAGUUGUCCUCGACUGUCGCAUCGGCCUUCUGCAGGAUAAGACGGUUAGUUGGUUACAUCAUAAAGAAGAAUCAAUGCAUUUGCUUACCGUUGGCAGAAACGAAUAUAGCAGUGAUGAACGCAUAACUUUAAGUUUUCGUUAUCCAAACAACUUUAGACUUGAAAUAGCGUACGUGACAAGGAGGGAUGAAGGUCUGUACGAGUGCCAAGUAACCACACAUCCACCGAAAGUCAAGAAGAUUUUUCUCAAGGUCACAGCUCCGGAAAUAAAAAUAUCAGACGAAUCCGGCCGAACCGCCACCGAACGUUAUUACAAGGCCGGUAGCGCACUGGAACUAACUUGCUUGGCAUCUCAAAUUGGAGGUCCGAUGGAGGAACAUCCUAUAAGCUGGAAACACGGAGAUCGCACGCUCAGCAAAGGCAUCAGCUCCAACACCUCCGGCGGAGCCGAUAGCGCCGUCUCUACCUUGACCGUCGCACCAUUGGAGAAGAAGCAUUCCGGAAACUACACAUGCGCCGUUGGUACCUUGGCAUUCUCUACGGUAGCCGUGCACGUCCUCAACGGAGAAUUGCCGGCUGCAGUGCAUCACGGAAAUGGAGCAAUAUGCUACAACCUCGGUGCGGUGUUCUUUCUGUUGCCGAUGCUGUCGACGACGUUAUGGCUUAGGUGACCGAUGUUGGGGGAUGCUUCGGGAGCUUCAAAUUGAGUGGAAACAAUGGAUGGAGGCGGUCGGACGGUACAACCACCAACUAUCAUAUCACGAUUCGGAAAAAUAAUGCCUCAAAAUUGCGCGAAAAAUGCAAAAUAAAAACAACGGUGACUGGACCAAAGCUUACGGAAGACUGUAGAGAGUUGGAAAAAAUAUAUUAAGAACUUCGAUGUUUCUGAAAUACUCACCGUGGGAAAACAUAUUAGAUGUAUAUUUAAUCCCUAAACGGUUCAGUUUUUUGUUUUGAUAUAAAAAUGAAUAAAAAAACGUAAUAAUACAACCAAAAAAAAAAGCUGCGAGGAUUUAUCUCCCGGAGACAUCUGCGGCGAGAUUUACCAGUAUAAAACGAGAGGGUGGACUACGUGUUAUCCGUUCAAUAUAUACGUUGCACUCCACGCUUAAGUGUUUAAUAAAAAACGAUAAAGUAAGUUUGCGAAAAAUUUAUUUCUGGGUGGAUCUCGAGGCGUCCGCCCACCGGGUUUCGGAUAGGAAAAGUGUUAAGGUGACGGAUUAUGUGAUAUAGAUAAAAAUUUACUGUACAUUACCGUUGACGAUGGAAGAGUAUCGAUAUUUUUGCCUCCUUUUUUUCGAGGCAGAUAUAAACCCAACUCUUGAUGUGGCGGCCCGUAGAUCUUUGGAUUGAUAUUAUUUCAAUUGUAAACAUAUAUUAAAAAAUCGUUAUUUUGAAGUUGUCUAUAUAAAUGAAGAUUUCAAAUAUCAUUAUCAUAAACUGUUACGUAUAAUAUAAA